AUGGCUCAACUUGUGAGUACUCACCAGAAAGAGGAAACUCGAACAAAGGUGCCAGAUCCACACUCUUACACUCUGCAGGCUACCGCGUGUCUUCCACACACUAAGCGGGCUCCCGCGUGUCUGGUUAAUUUUUGUUACCGUAAAUCGUACGAGGCCUCGUGUUCGACCACGAGGGCCUCUUUAGCCAUUUUCCCAAAUUUAAUAGACCCUUUGCUCGCGAUCGAUAUUAUAGGAUUUCACCCGUGCGAGUAA
Messenger RNA from Cotesia congregata, 252 nucleotides. Lineage: Eukaryota; Metazoa; Arthropoda; Insecta; Hymenoptera; Braconidae. The record is from the annotation of a GenBank genome assembly.